Erythranthe guttata (spotted monkey flower) is the source of this 591-nucleotide messenger RNA. Lineage: Eukaryota; Viridiplantae; Streptophyta; Magnoliopsida; Lamiales; Phrymaceae. The record is from RefSeq and is a predicted model, not a curated record.
UCCAAGACUACUUCAUGCAUGUGCUAAUUAUUCUUGCAGCAAGCCCUAUCAACAAUUUGGACAAUCUAAUAACCGACGCACUCGGGAUUUUCGCCACCCCAUUGCAAUACGGGUCGGGCCACAUCCAGCCGUCGAAAGCUGCUGAUCCAGGCCUCGUGUACGACGCUUCUUACUCGGAUUAUCUUCUCUUCCUAUGCAGCAGCACUGGCAAUUUCUUGGACCCAACUUUCAACUGUCCGAUAAUUCCACCCUCGGCCAGUAAUUUAAACUACCCAUCACUUGCAAUAACUAACCUGAUCGGAGCUGUGACGGUGGAGAGAACCGUUACGAACGUAGGAGCCGGGAACACCACAUACACGGUGUCGACUUCUGUUCCACGGGGUUACACAUUCACAAUCUCACCGUCGAUUUUGCAUUUCAGUGCAACAGGGGAGAAGCAGAGCUUCACAAUUACGGUUGCGGCUGCGGCAACUGCUUCCGGUAAUGCUUUUGGUUGGUACGUGUGGUUUGACGGGACUCAUGUUGUAACAAGCCCCGUUGUAAUAAACACCGUGUUCUAAAUUCUAAUCAAUCACCUCUUCUUUUUUUCAU